AAAACAGAAAGAAAUGUGAAGGUAAACGAGAACUCAAUCAAAAGCUAACCACUUUUUUUUUUAAAUCUUAUUUUCAGUUUUCUCGGAACUUUUCUAGUUUCUUGCUUUUUUUUUCUCGGGAAACAAACGCAAAGAUCCAGUAAAGUGGAGAUGGAGAUUUCUUCAUCAAAAGAACAUCAUCAUUUUGAUCAAUUAUCAAACUUAUGAAUUUGAAGUGAUCUUUUGAAUACACAUACAUAUACCAGAAGACACUGUUUUAAUUUUGGAGCUUUGACAUGGAGAAAAUCUGUGAAUUCUGCACAACGUCAAGACCAGUUGUUUAUUGCAAAUCGGAUGCAGCACAUCUGUGCCUUUCCUGCGAUGCAAGGGUCCAUUCGGCCAACGCACUUUCGAACCGGCAUCUUCGUACCCUUCUAUGUGACUCGUGCCGAUGCCGCCCAUCACAUGUUUGUUGUUUCGAUCACCAGAUGUUCUUGUGCCGUGGUUGUGACCAAAGCAUCCAUGAUGCUUCUUCCAGGCACCACCAGAGACGUGCAGUUAGUAGCUAUUUGGGGUGCCCUUCGGCUAAGGAUUUUGCAGCAUUGUGGGGCUUCGAAAUUAAUGAAUUGGAUAACAGUGCUCUUCAAGACCAGUUCCUAUCCAGUUCACGUGUUUCUAUGAAUGCCAGUGUGGUCCAACCGGGGAAUUUAAGACAGUUUUGUUUCCCAAUUGGAGCCUCGUCGAGUAAAUCCGAUGUGACUUCUCUUGCUGCCACAGUACGCAAUUCCGGAUCAAACAGUAAAAAAAUCAAGGUUGUUAAGAAAGUAAAGCAGAUGAAAAACACUUCAUUGAUUCUGCAACAGAUUCUUGACCUGGAAAAGCUUAAGCUCACUGACGGAGACAGUCGGUUAUCUUUUAAUGGUGGUCUAGAGCAACCUGACACAUCUUCAAUAUUCACCUCUUCAAAAAAUGUUGAUAGCAAUCUAGUCCAAGAUAUCGGUACUGAUAUCCACCGAAGUAACAAUCCACUCGAGGAGCUGAAUACGGAUUUGGACAACUUAUUGUCAUCUUCAACUUCCAGUGUGCCUUUUUACGGAGAAUCUAUUUGGCUAUGUAAAAGUCCGAUCCGUAAUAAUCAGCUAUGGUCUCAAAAUAUGCAAGAUCUUGGUGUUUGUGAAGACACAUUUUGCCAAGAUGAUUUUAACAUGCCUGAUAUUGAUUUAUCUUUCCGCAACUUUGAGGACCUCUUUGGUGUUGAUCGAGACCAAACCAGGGGAUCGCUUGCUAAUAAAGAUGUUCCAAGCUCAUCUAUGAAGGAGAUGACCAUCAACAACUCGGAUAAUGUUAAUGCAAUGUCUAUUGAGGGAAUCAACACUUCUGAUUGCACAACUCAACCAUCUUAUUCCGCAACAUCGACUGUUUCAAGGUUCAGUGCUGAUACCAGCUCUCCUGACUUUCUUGAUAAUGGAGUUUCACCUAUCACAGAUGGGGAAGCUUCAUGCAUUUCAACUGACUUAGAUAACUUUCAUUCAGAAGCCAGAGAAAAUGCCAUGAUGAGGUACAAAGAGAAGAAGAAAGCUCGACUGCAUGAAAGACAAAUGAAUUGUGCAUCCCGGAAAGGUAAAGCUGAUGCAGAGAAGAGUGUAAAAGGGCGAAUUCUGACGACCGAGGACUAUGAUUCUGAUCAUCCAAAUGUGACAAAGAGCUAUUAAUUCCACUGUAUAUAUGUAUGUAUUAUAUAUUAUCAGUUCCAGAUCCUGUAAGUACCACUUGCUACUCAAUCUUCUAUUUAAAACUCAACCAAUUCUUUCACCUC
Hibiscus syriacus is the source of this 1795-nucleotide messenger RNA. RefSeq names its product putative zinc finger protein At1g68190. NCBI's taxonomy places the organism in Eukaryota, Viridiplantae, Streptophyta, Magnoliopsida, Malvales, Malvaceae. Gene Ontology annotation, molecular function: zinc ion binding; protein binding. Bases 276 to 1691 code for a protein of 471 amino acids. The transcript is spliced from 6 exons. The record is from RefSeq and is a predicted model, not a curated record.